AUGGCCUAUGUGACCGUGGCACAGCAGCUGCAUCUCAGCCCCCGGUCACCGCACGUCGGCCACAAUGCAGCGGGGCGCAAAUUUGCCAACGCGGUUGGGCAGCAGCUUCGAGCCAAACACAUUAGUUGGGUCGGUGACGACCACGUCUCCGUGGACGCUACCGACUCCCUUGCCGAACUAGACACGCAACAUCUAGCAGCACCUGUCAAUGCAUACAUCGACCACAAGCUCACAAUCCUCAAGGGUAGAAAAGGAUACAACGACAGCGUUUUGGCCGAGGUGUCACACGAAGUCCGCGAACGAGCAGAGAACACCUUUUUGUGGGUGGCCCUCGCGUUCAAAGUCCUCGAGACAGUGCAUGGAGGGUACGCUGUCAAGCGUAUUAAAGAUAUGCCUCCUGGCUUGUCGGAAUUGUACGAUCACAUGAUGACCAGGAUUGAGGAGGGGCAAGUGAUUGAGCCCCAGGACUAUCCCCUGGCUCCAAUACGAUACUCUUGCAUCUUCUGGGCCGACCAUCUCUGCUCCUUGAGCAGCGACAACUCCAGGCUCCUGGGAGAACUGACGGACGACGGGAAGGUGUUUGGAUUCCUGAAAGAAUACUUCCUCCGCUGGCUUGAGAAAAGAUUCUAUAUGCCGCUCAGACCAGUGGGCGCGUAUCGGCAGACGCUCGAGGGGCAUAGCGGCUCGGUCAGCAUAGUAGCGUUCUCGCCAGACGGUAAGACGCUAGCGACGGCUUCAGACGAUAGGACCGUCCGGCUCUGGGAUACGGCGACCGGCGUGCACCAGCAGACGCUCGAGGGGCAUCGCGGCUCCGGCGCAUAUCGGCAGACGCUCGAAGGGCAUUGCGGCUCGGUCAGCGCAGUGGCGUUCUCGCCGGACGGCAAGACACUCGCGUCGGCUUCAAGUGAUAAGACCGUCCGGCUCUGGGAUGCGGCGACCGGCGCUCACCGGCAGACGCUCGAGGGGCAUGGCGAUUCAAUCUGGGCAGUGGCGUUUUCUAUGAAUGCGGCUCUGGCGACCAGAAACCAGCCAGCAGUGUUCUCUUCGUCGGCGACGAUUGGGUCACAAGAAAUGGGAAGAGCGUUCUUUGGCUUCCCGCCGACUAUCGGGCAACAUGUGUGGCGGUUCAUGGUCACACAAUCAUCCUAG
Messenger RNA from Parathielavia appendiculata, 1149 nucleotides. RefSeq names its product WD40 repeat-like protein. Gene Ontology annotation, molecular function: protein binding. The record is from RefSeq and is a predicted model, not a curated record. Bases 1 to 1149 code for a protein of 382 amino acids. NCBI's taxonomy places the organism in Eukaryota, Fungi, Ascomycota, Sordariomycetes, Sordariales, Chaetomiaceae. The transcript is spliced from 6 exons.